AUGACGGCGAAGAUGAAGGCGAAAGAAAAAGCAGAAAAGCAAGCGGAGAAGGACGGAGACGAGCAAGAAUACGACGCCAGAGGAGGGAUGGGAGCGAAGAGGAAACGAGGGAUGUUUGCGAGAGACUUGAGAUAUAUGAUGUACGGUUUCGGCGACGUUCGCGACCCGAACAACGAAACCGUCGCUUUAGUUGAAGAUUUAAUGGUAGACUUCAUCACCAACGUCGCGCAUCAAGCCAUGGAGUGCGCGGAAAGAAGAGGCGGUCGCUUUUCCAACGAAGACUUGUUGUACGUGAUUAGAAACGACGAGAAAAAAUUGAGAAGAGUCGAGGAGUUGAUGGAAAUGAACGAGUAUUUGAAAGAAGCGAGGAAGAAUUUUGACUUAGCUGAUCCGAACGUGGUGGAGAAAACGGCCGAGGAAAAAGAGGAGUGA
Molecule: messenger RNA, 432 nt
Organism: Bathycoccus prasinos
Lineage: Eukaryota; Viridiplantae; Chlorophyta; Mamiellophyceae; Mamiellales; Bathycoccaceae
Exons: 1
Coding region: 1-432 (143 amino acids)
Biological process (GO): transcription by RNA polymerase II
Molecular function (GO): protein heterodimerization activity
Source: RefSeq, a predicted model, not a curated record